This is a messenger RNA of Centrocercus urophasianus (Greater sage-grouse), 3139 nucleotides long. It is a transcript of the gene KBTBD8, whose product is annotated as kelch repeat and BTB domain containing 8. The record is from RefSeq and is a predicted model, not a curated record. The transcript has 4 exons. Gene Ontology annotation, molecular function: protein binding. Bases 55 to 1860 code for a protein of 601 amino acids. Lineage: Eukaryota; Metazoa; Chordata; Aves; Galliformes; Phasianidae. Gene Ontology annotation, biological process: neural crest cell development.
CCGCCCUCCCCCUUACCCCCCCCCUCUCCCGCUGCCGGAGCUGGGGCCCCGAGAAUGGCAGCGUUAGGAGAACCAAGUAAGUUUUCACAAACGGUGAAUGGGAUUCCUCCUUCAAACACAGUCAGCAGUGGAAUGGACCCCUUCCAUGCUUGCAGUAUUCUUCAACAACUUAAAACCAUGUAUGAUGAAGGACAACUGACAGAUAUUGUAGUGGAAGUGGAUCAUGGGAAAACAUUCUCCUGUCAUAGAAAUGUUCUUGCUGCAAUCAGUCCUUAUUUCAGAUCUAUGUUCACUAGCGGCCUUACAGAGAGUACCCAGAAAGAAGUUCGUAUAGUUGGUGUUGAAGCAGAGUCAAUGCAUUUAGUGUUGAACUAUGCAUAUACCUCCAGAGUAAUGCUGACAGAGGCCAACGUUCAAGCUUUGUUCACUGCAGCUAGUAUCUUCCAGAUCCCUUCCAUACAAGACCAGUGUGCUAAAUACAUGAUCAGUCACUUGGACCCACAGAACUCCAUUGGGGUGUUUAUCUUUGCUGAUCACUAUGGUCAUCAGGAACUCAAAGACAGAUCACAAGACUACAUUCGUAAAAAGUUUCUGAGUGUCACCAAAGAGCAAGAGUUUCUUCAGUUGAGAAAAGACCAGCUCAUAAGUAUACUCGACAGUGAUGACUUAAAUGUAGACAAAGAAGAACAUGUUUAUGACAGCAUUAUAAGGUGGUUUGAGCAUGAACAAAAUAAGAGAGAAGUGCACCUUCCAGAAAUAUUUGCCAAAUGCAUCCGUAUGCCUCUAUUGGAAGAGACAUUUUUAGAGAAAAUCCCUCCCAUGUUUGCACAGGCUAUGGCCAAAAGCUGUGUACAAAAGGGACAACAUAGUGCCAAUGGCUAUACACAACGGCUUGGAAUGACUGCUUCUGAAAUGAUCAUAUGCUUUGAUGCUGCCCACAAACACUCAGGAAAGAAGCAAACAGUGCCUUGUUUAGAUUCGGUCACAGGGAGAGUGUUUAAACUAUGCAAGCCACCAAAUGACUUGAGGGAGGUUGGAAUUCUUGUAUCUCCUGAUAAUGAUAUUUAUAUUGCGGGUGGUUACAGACCAAGCAGCAGUGAGGUCUCCAUUGAUCACAGAGCAGAGAGUGAUUUCUGGAUGUACGAUCACUCUGGCAAUAGGUGGAUUCCAAAAGCUCCUUUGUUGCGAGCCAGAAUAGGCUGCAAAUUGGUUCAUUGCUGUGGUAAACUGUAUGCAAUAGGUGGUCGUGUUUAUGAAGGAGAUGGGCGAAACUCUCUCAAGUCUGUGGAGUGUUAUGACAGCAGAGAGAACUGUUGGACGGCUGUCUGUCCAAUGCCGGUAGCAAUGGAGUUUCAUAGUGCUGUGGAAUAUAAGGAUAACAUCUAUGUUUUACAGGGGGAAUUUUUUCUCUGCUAUGAUCCUCAGAAGGAUUAUUGGGGGUUUUUGACUCCAAUGACUGUGCCUAGAAUCCAAGGCUUGGCAACUGUGUACAAUGACUCCAUCUACUACAUAGCUGGAACCUGUGGAAACCAUCAACGUAUGUUUACCGUAGAGGCCUAUGACAUUGAACAAAAUAAGUGGACUCGAAAGAAAGACUUCCCGUGUGAUCAAUCCAUUAAUCCAUACAUAAAACUUGUACUCCUCAAAAACAAACUCCACCUGUUUGUCAGAGCUACUCAAGUCACUGUUGAAGAGCACGUUUUCAGAACCAGCAGGAAGAAUUCUCUCUAUCAGUAUGAUGAGGUCACUGACCAAUGGCAAAAAGUAUAUGAGACUCCAGAUAGGCUCUGGGAUUUAGGCCGGCAUUUUGAAUGUGUAGUUGCUAAGUUGUAUCCACAGUGUCUUCAGAAAGUUAUUUAAUUUUCUUUUUUCAGUAACAGGCCUUAGUGAUUUCAGUGGUGAUCCGAUGCUAGAGAAAACGUCUUAAAACAAAGAAAUUGUCAGUAUUUAUUGUAAGCUGAAACAGACAGGUUUGUUUUCUUUUUUGUGUGUGGGGAUGGGUGCUCUUUAAAGGUUGCAGUCUGUGAAGGGUAUUACUGGUUCAGUUUCAUAUUUACUGAUAUUUUCCUGGGAAAUGAGAAGGAGGUUACGAAGUGCAAUUAUCAGCAUUUUUUUUUCUGGUAAACACUUAAUCAUGUCAUACUCAAAGAUGUAUUUGUGGUAAGAGCAAGUUAAGUGGAAGAGUCAGGAUAACUAUGCACUACAGUGAAAGAAAUCUAGCAUUAAUAGCUGAGGAUGUUCAAGCUGUUUUGGAGUGACUUUUCAUUUUUUUCUUUUUUUUUUAAAUACGGGUAAAAUUUGAGGCAAUAUCACUAAGUUGUUUGGUUUUUUUGGCUUUUUUUUUUCAUUUGAAAUUAAAAUUGCAUAGAGGAAUGAUAGAUCCUGAUUCAUAAUGAUCUUUUUUUUUUUUUUGUACUGUUUUUGAAGUCUGCAAAGAUGUUUUGUGUUGUUGUUUGUGCACUACAGUUUGGGAGGACAAACUCAAGUCAGAAUUGGAACAUGGAGUACCUUUGCCUGGAAGGAGGCCUGUUCAGAUUGCUGUGCCACUUCUUGUCCAUGGAUUUUUGUUGAAAUUUGAGCUUAAAAGAUAUGGAAAACAAAUCCCAACACCUAUUUACUGCCGUUUAGGUGUAGUGCUGUAAAAAAUAUUUAUAACACUGCUUUAAAACUUUUUUUCAUCCCAUAAAGGGCUUUAAUCCAAAAGUUGAUGGUGCUAGUACAUUUUUAAUACUUGUUUGUCUGAAAUGGGCUAAUGUUACGCUGCUGUUUAAGACAGCCUGUUAGUUUUCAUUGAGUGUCUGUUUCCAGGCCCUGUUCUGUCAUUAUAUUGUCUUUUCUAACAUAACAUUUUUACUGUAGUGAUAUUCUUGCACAGGAUGGUGACAGGAUAUGGCCUUAAUAUUGACUUUUUUUUUUUUUGUGGAGUGUUCAUUUUGUCUCCACUAAAGUACAGUGCUGUGUGCAGUGUUAGCAUGUGCUCCAGUAACUUUAAAAUGUGUGGCUUAACUUGACAAGUUAUAUUUUUUCUCCCUGUGAUUGAGCCCUCAAAUACUUUGUUUCAUUCUGAUCUAUAAUGUGAAAAUUUUGCACUACUGAGCUGUCUUCGUUAUUCAGCGUAUUAAAGCAAAAUUGAUAACAA